AUGAGAACUGUGUGGUUGAUGGCCACCAUUUUGGAUGGCUUGCACUCCAAAGCAAUUUCCCCCCCACAAUAUGAUCUGUUUGUCCCAGGUAUGAGACAACGUCUUCUGGUCAUUAUCCUUGGAGCAAGUGUGCUCUGUGCCAUCAACAGCAGCCUCUUGAACUUCAAGGUGAUGAUUCAACGGAUCACCCAGAAAAACGCCCUCAUCUAUUUCAACGGAUACGGAUGCUACUGCGGAAAAGGCGGGCGAGGGAAGCCCAGGGACGAGACCGACAUGUGCUGCUACAACCACGAUUGCUGCUAUGAGGGCUUACACAACCAGAGCUGCCAUCCGUACAUUGAUCACUACAGAUACCUGAUGAUCAACAACGACGUGUUCUGCGAGUACAGAAACCGGUCGGUCUGUGCCAUGUUGGCGUGUGAAUGUGACCGCCAGGCAUCCCUGUGUUUCAGAAAGCGAGCGAAAACGUACAACAAAAAACUCCGCCGUUACCCAGCCGUCUUGUGCAAGGAACCCACCCCGAAAUGCUCACAUGACAGCAAGCCGCCGGACAGAUGGGCAAACAAGCCAACCACAAAACCGUUAAAUGCGCCGAGUGGGUCCAAAGAAGAAAAGAACCCUGGGAUCACGCUACAGCUGAAAAGACAUUUCGCCUGA
Molecule: messenger RNA, 657 nt
Organism: Elgaria multicarinata webbii
Lineage: Eukaryota; Metazoa; Chordata; Lepidosauria; Squamata; Anguidae
Product: basic phospholipase A2 PLA-B-like
Exons: 7
Coding region: 1-657 (218 amino acids)
Biological process (GO): negative regulation of T cell proliferation; phospholipid metabolic process; lipid catabolic process
Molecular function (GO): calcium ion binding; phospholipid binding
Source: RefSeq, a predicted model, not a curated record